UCCGUCUGGGCGGGGAAGGAACGGAGCCAUUCAUUCUUCAAUCUGAGGUCCCGGUGAAAACGUGGAGGAUGAAGAAGAUACACUGAGGAAAGAAAAUUAAGUCCAGGAUCAACCGACCAGCUGAAACUGCACAAACCUCCGAGAAGGCACAAGAAGAUCCGUCAACUUGCAGGAUUUCAGAGGCGGCGCUUGAAAAUCCGCACAGCAAAGCAACUUUACGCGUAAGUUGUGAAGAGUUGAGAGAGGACUCGCUACAUCAUUAGGAUUUAACUGAAGAUUUAACUCUGCAUCCUCCACAAGAUUCCACACAAGAGGUGUGUCUGAUGUGACGCCAGCGGGCUGGCUCAGGGAACACAACUUCUAUACAAUGUAGACACCAAAAACCAGACAGAAUAAGAGUCUGAAGACUGAGCCGACAGAAGGAGGGUGAGUCCAAGGAGGAGGAACAACAGCUGUGCCGAAACGACACCAGCAGAAGAUAAGAAGUGAAAGAAGCAGAGAGAGAAGAGGGAAGCAGCAAACUGUGAAUCAUUAACGUGAACCCUUUGUGCACAGCAGUGUCACCUACUCCUUCCUGUAAAGUGUUCACUCGCCCCGAGGGAGAAGGAUCACAAUAUCAGCUCUCGGUCUUCUGAGGGCCUCCGACCCACACUCCACCUUUGCACCUCUCAGACGUGUUGAAAUCUGAACAAAGGGAGACUCCAGCCGCCGUCAGCAUGUGCCAUGUCAUUGUCACCUGCCGCUCCAUGCUGUGGACUCUGCUGAGUAUUGUGGCUGCGUUUGGAGAGCUCAUCGCCUUCAUGAGCACUGACUGGCUGGUGGGAUUCCCCCGCACCCCCGAUGCCGUCUUCGGCCCCCAUGGGACCACCACAGCCGGAGAGGCCUACAGGCCCACUUUAGGCAUCUACGGUCGCUGUAUAAAACUGCCCCACCUGCAUCGUGGAAUACUGUGUGGACCGUACGCCAUCCACUUUGGGGAGAUUGCCAGCGGGUUCUGGCAGGCUACUUCUAUCUUCCUGGCGGCAGGGAUUCUGCUACUGUGUGCCGUGGCGUUCAUCUCGGUCUUCACCAUGUGCUUCCAAAGCAUCAUGAAGAAGAGCAUCUUCAACGUGUGUGGACUGCUGCAAGGGAUCGCAGGUCUCUUUCUGAUCCUGGGUUUGAUGUUGUACCCUGCUGGCUGGGGUUCAGACAAGGUCCAGCUGUACUGCGGUCACGACGCGGCUCCGUACCGGGCCGGGCUCUGCUCCAUGGGCUGGGCCUUCUACACGGCCAUGGGCUGCACCGUGCUCACCUUCAUCUGCGCUGUCUUCUCCGCUCAGGCUGAGAUCGCCACCUCCAGCGACAAGGUUCAGGAGGAGAUCGAGGAGGGGAAAAGCCUCAUCUGCCUCCUCUGAGGCCCAGAUACUUUUGUCCUGUGGGGAAAUGAGAAGAAGAAGAAGCAGGGAGAGGAAAUCCACACCUUUUCUCAUAAUGGCCUGUGAAAUGGAAGCCCCUGCAUUGUUUACCACUAAAACUGACCCUUUUUGUUUUGUGUUUGUGUGGGAGAAAUCUAAGAGUGCCAAGUUUUUUCUCAGUGUGUUUUUGUCUUUCUGCCACUAGAGGUGCUGUGUUUGUUAUUGUAUUCAUGUUAAACAUGUGGGCGCCAAGAGGGGAUUUGUCUGUCGCCACGUGUUCUGUAAAUAAGUGUGAUUAUAUAUAUUUUGUACAUAGUUUUGAUCGCAGAAUGAUGGUCAGCUUGAUCCAGGCUGGGCUGAUGAUGUCACUCUUGCCUUAAAAACACUGGUGUUUUUUGUCACCAGACCACGACCAGCAAACCUGGAUCUGUUAACUGUUUGCCACGUGUGACUGUUAACUCAACAAGGGAACCACUACUCAGUCAGAAUAAACUACUCACAGAAUCAGAGUGGGUGUCCUUUAAAGCUUACAGAAUGUACUGUUAUUUGAAUGAUUUAUGUGUUUGCAGACCCUUGAAAUGUAUCAAUGGAAAUGAUUAUUCACGCAGACUGCACGAGGACAAGCGUGGUGCAUUUUGUUUGUCCUCUGUUUUGUAAAAUCCUGACAUGAAGUGAGCUUAAUCCUAGCCUAAGCUGAAAGACGACCUGUGAAGGGUCCGCGUCUGGUCCUCAUUCAGCAGACAUCCUGUAAUCUUCGCACAAAGACAUGAACUGAAUGAUGAGGACACUUAAAUGAAGUAUUGCUGUUAUUAGUAAUGUCUGGUUUCAGGGAGGCUGUCGAGUCGUAGAUAGUGUCCUAUCCUAUCUUCCCAUUUGUUUCUGCCAAACGAAUAAAGAGAAGGGAGAAAAAAAA
Messenger RNA from Micropterus dolomieu (smallmouth bass), 2307 nucleotides. RefSeq names its product LHFPL tetraspan subfamily member 2a (gene lhfpl2a). NCBI's taxonomy places the organism in Eukaryota, Metazoa, Chordata, Actinopteri, Centrarchiformes, Centrarchidae. The transcript is spliced from 4 exons. The record is from RefSeq and is a predicted model, not a curated record. Gene Ontology annotation, cellular component: membrane. The coding region runs from base 717 to 1394 and encodes 225 amino acids.